Messenger RNA from Paramecium tetraurelia, 999 nucleotides. RefSeq lists its product as uncharacterized. The transcript has 5 exons. The record is from RefSeq and is a predicted model, not a curated record. Gene Ontology annotation, molecular function: zinc ion binding. Lineage: Eukaryota; Ciliophora; Oligohymenophorea; Peniculida; Parameciidae.
AUGCAUGAAUUAAAACUAAUAAUUAAAGGAUUGCUAUCAAGCCCCCAAUAUACUAAGUAAGGAUAAUUAUGCUUGUCAUACUCACAAUAUACCCGAUAUAUAUAUGUUUGUUUGACUAAUUUCUUAGAUAUUUCUGCUUUAAUGAAUGGAAUCGAAAUGUUAUCAUAUCUACCAAAUCCUGGGUAAUCAUAACCCUAGCUGAAUUUGUCGAGCAAUCGACAGGAGGAGAAUUCAGGUCGGAAGAUUAAAAAUAAUGCAGCCAAUCCUAUAACAAUAACAGUGGAGGAUGAUGAACCACAAUAGACUACUAAGAAAUGUUACAACGUUUAGUGUAUGAAUGUUGGAGACAAGAAAAUUAAAUCCAAGAGACAUGAUAUAUUAUUCUUUUGUGACAAAUGUUCUAAAUUAUUUAAUAAAGGAAAAUAUUGUGAUUUUUGCGAAUAAGUUUACGGCUCUUACGAUGACGAAGCUGGUUGGGUUUAAUGUGAUCAAUGUCAAAAAUGGAAUCACAUUGCUUGCGAAUAAAAAUAUAGAAAUUAAAAUAUUGAAAAUGAACCAGAAACUACUCCAUAUCACUGUUUAAGUUGUUCCAAAAACAUUAAGAAAACUAAACCAUUGAAAAAAUCAGAUGAAUUUCCACCUCCCAAAUAGGUACCCAUUCCUGAACAAGAGGAUUGUAAAAAUAAAGAGAAAAACAUUACCUUUGUUGCUACUAAGGACAAUAAAAUACAAUACAUCUUAGCGUAUCGAUUGAACUUGUUUGAUGAUGAAAUCAAACUGGAUUUGGAUCUCCUUCGAAAUUCGAUUAAAAGAACUAAAAAAGUGCAAUUGGCAUCUCCACCUCAUGUAUUACAAUAACAUGUAAUGUCGUCUUAAUAAUAAAGUUAGUAAUUGUAACAGCAAUAAGAAACUUAGGAAUAAUAAUAGUUGAGUAGCAGAAGUUUGAGAAGAAGAAUAAAUUAGAGGAUGAAUUACAGAGAUUUAGUUGGAGAAUAUUGA